UCGUAUUUAAGAUUUUACCAUAGUGAGGCAACUAUAACUUAAAAAGUUUAUCCUAAAAUUUUCUAUUAUACAAUAUGGUACGGAUGCUGUGGUACACCUGUUGAGUUAGAUCAGAAAACCUGUUACACUUGAUGAAAGAGCAUUGUCGGUUAUCGGUUGAUUUUGAACAACAAUGAGCAGACGUAGACGUUACACCUAUAGCAUUUCACUUAUAUUAUCAUUUCACAUGCCUGUUUGUUUACACUUUUAGAAAAUGAUAAGAGCAUAGUAUGUUGAAUUUUGACGGUUGUUAAUUUUGCAGAAAAUCUAUCAAAAUUUUAAUAAAAUGUAAAUGUUUAACAUCAGAAAUUAUUUUAAUCUUUUUUUGUCUAAUACAAGCUUUAUACUUCGACAAUGAGAGGGAAGCUAAAAUCCAUUUUUAAACUAGAUUAAAUAGUAAUAAAUUUAUUCUGGGAAAAUAUACUGUACAUUUUUUUUUAGCCGAUUUUAUUAUUUAGAAUGCUUUAGAAUGCUAUUAUUAUGGAUUAUACCUCUAUGGUUCAAUAUUUUCUUCGUUUUCAGUUAUCCAAAUUUAUUAUAUACAACAGCCAAAGAUAUUCGAAUGGCCAAUAUGUCCAAGUUGACUAAAAUUAAUGUUAUAAUUAAAGAUUUGAUAGAAGGUGUUGCAAUUGAUUUUUAUUUUAAAGAUUCAUUGAUUUGUUGGGCUGACCAUGGACAAGAAUCAAUACAAUGUGUUACAUAUAAUGGUACACAUGUUGCUAAUAAGGUUGCCAUUUUAAAUUCUGGUAUUUUAACUCCUGAUGGAUUAGCUAUUGAUUGGCUUACUAAGAAAUUAUAUUGGACGGAUGGAGAUACAAAUAGAAUUGAAGUUGCAUCAUUGGAUGGUAAACUACGCAAAGUAUUAUAUUGGGAAGAAAUUGAUCAACCACGUGCUAUAGCACUAGUUCCUAUGGAUGGUAUCAUGUUUUGGACUGAUUGGGGUGAAGUACCAAAAAUUGAAAGAGCUGGAAUGAAUGGAGAUUUAUCUACCCGUAAAGUUAUAGUUAGUGAUAAAAUAUUUUGGCCCAAUGGUUUAACCAUAGACUUUCAAAAUAGACAAAUUUACUGGGUUGAUGGAAAACUUGGAUUUAUUGAUGUAAUGGAUUUUGAUGGAAAAAGUAGAAAAACAGUUCAUGAUAAAGGUAUAUCUUAUCCAUUUGGGAUCGCUUUAUUUCAAGAAAAAUUGUACUGGACAGAUUGGAAAUCUUGGUCUAUUCAUGUAGCUGACCGUAAAGGAGGUGGUGUUAAUCGUGAAAUCAUUCAUGGUAAUUAUGUACCUAUGGAUAUUCGAGUUUGGGAUCCUGUUAGACAACCUGAUAAAAUUACUCCAUGCGAUAAAAAUAAUGGUGGUUGUUCAGAUUUGUGUCUUUUAGCACCUAACUCUCCCGGAUACUCUUGUGCUUGUCCUACAGGAAUAAAACUUAUUGAUCACCACAACUGUGCAAAUAGUGUACAAGAACUUCUCCUCGUUGUUCAGAAAACAGAAAUAUGUCAAAUAUCAUUAGAUUCUCCUGAUCACUCCAUAAUGUCAGUACCUUUGUCUGGAUUAGCUCACGCUAUUGCUAUUGACUAUGAUCCUGUAGAGCAUUAUAUUUAUUGGACUGAUGAUGAAAUUAAAAUGAUUCAGCGAGCACAAAUGAAUGGAAGUAAUCAAGAAAUUAUUAUGUCUAAUGAAAUAUUUCAUCCUGAUGGAAUUGCAAUAGAUUACUCUGCUCGUAACUUAUAUUGGACAGAUACUGGAACAGAUCGAAUAGAAGUUGCUAGGUUAAAUGGAAAAUAUCGAAGAGUUAUUAUUACUAAUGACUUGGUAGAACCUCGUGGUAUAGCAGUUGCACCAGAACUGGGUUGGCUAUUUUGGUCUGAUUGGUUUGAAAGAAAACCAAAAAUUGAACGUUCUAAUUUAGAUGGUAGUGACAGAAUAAUUUUACUAAAAGAAGAUUUAGGUUGGCCUAAUGGAAUCACGUUGGAUAUUAAGUCAAAAACAUUGUAUUUUUGUGAUGCUAAAACUGAUAGAAUUGAAUUAAUUAAUAUGAAUGGUGAAGGCCGUCGAGAACUUGUUAAUGAAAAUGUGCCUCAUGUAUUUGGUUUAACUCAAUUAGGUGAUUAUCUGUAUUGGACUGAUUGGCAACGUCGGACUAUUGACAGAGUUAACAAAAAUACAGGCUCUGAUCGGAGACUCAUUAUAGAUCAGUUACCUAACUUAAUGGGUGUUAAAGCCAUAAAUUUGAAUGACCCUUUAAGUUUAAAUGCAUGUAGCGAAAACAAUGGUAACUGUAGUCAAUUUUGUUUUUUCAAACCAAAAGGAGGUUAUAACUGUGCUUGUGAAAUUGAGUAUGAAUUAGCUGAUGAUGGAAAAACUUGUGUUGUGCCUAAAGCAUUUUUGUUGUAUUCACGUAAUGAUCACAUAGGAUUCUUAAGCAUAGAAAAUAAACAUUACACAGAUUUCAUUCCUGUAACGGGAUUAAAAGAAUCAAGUGCUAUUGAUAUUGAUAUUUCAAACAAACGAGUUUACUGGGCAGACAUCAAAUUAAAAACAAUUAAUAGAGUUUUUUUAAAUGGAUCUACACCUGAAAGAAUAAUUGAAUUUGGUCUCCAAUCUCCUGAAGGUUUAGCGGUUGAUUGGAUUGGUGAAAAUUUAUAUUGGUGUGAUUCUGGUACAAGACGAAUUGAAGUAGCUAGAUUAGAUGGAAACAUGCGAAAAGUACUACUAUGGAAUGAUAUAAAGUAUCCUAAAAAUUUGCUGCUUGAUCCUAAACGAGGUUUUAUGUAUUGGAGUGAAUAUGAUGGUAUAACUGGUUCCAUUCAUAAAGCUUCAAUGGAUGGAGAAGGCAAAUUAUGUUUAGUCAAUAAAAUAGGAAAAGUAGUCAGUAUUACUUUAGAUUAUGAUAAUGGUUUAAUUUAUUGGACUACAUUGACACCAAAUAGUGGAACUGUUGAAAGUAUUGAUUUGGAUGGGAAACGUCAAAAUAAAAUUGUAUCAGUUCCAUAUGGUUACCCAUCUGCUAUAACAUAUUUUAAAGAUUCUUUAUAUUGGCUUGACUGGGCUAAUGGUACAUUUUUUCAAGUUAAUAUUAUCAGUGGAGAUGUUAUAAAACAAAGUAAAAUGAAUUUGGAUCAUGUAACUGAUUUGCUAACUUAUGAUAAACAGAGCCAAAUUGGAACCAAUCCUUGUGUAGACAAUAAUGGUGGUUGUCAGCAGUUAUGUCUUGUUAAAGGAUCCACUAAUUUACAUGAACCUAUGUCAUAUCAUUGUUCUUGCGAAACACAUUUCACUCUUUUUAAAAACAACACUUGUUCAGCUCCAAAUAGCUUUUUGAUUGUGGCUCAGCGAACAACUUUUUAUCGAGUAGUUAUGGAUAUUGAAGACUCCUCAGAUUCAUCACUUCCAGUUAUUGGAUUAAAACAUGUAAAAGCAGUUGAAUAUGAUCCAUUAUCACACAUGAUUUAUUGGAUUGAUGAAAAAACCCAAGCAAUUAAAAGGUGUCAUGAAAAUGGUUCAAAUCCAAGUACUUUUAUUGGUAAUAAUGGAGAUACUUAUAACUUAUAUGAUCUUGCGUUAGAUCCAUAUAAUAGACUACUAUUUUGGUCAUGUUCAUUAACAGACUCCAUAAAUGUUACUCGUUUGACAAAUAGUAGUUUUCAAGGUUCAAUAUUCAAAAGUUAUGAUAGUGAAAAACCAAGAAAUUUAGCUGUGCAUCCAGAAAAAGGAUUUAUAUAUUGGACAGAUUUAGGAAGUCAACAUAGAGUUAUAAGAUCUAGAAUAGAUGGCCAACAUAGAGUUAUCAUUGCAUCUGAUUUAUUAUCUCUUGAAUCACUCACUAUUGAUAGAGUAAAAAAUAUGGUAUAUUUUUCAUAUUCCAGUAAAAUUGAUGUGUGUGAUAUUCAUGGUUAUCAAAGGCGGACACUAAUUUCAUUUGAUAGUACUCAAGUAACUAAUAUAGCAGUUCUUGGUCCUUAUUUAUACUGGAUUGAUAAAGAGAAACAAGCAGUAGAACGGGUUAAUAAAUCGACUGGAAUUAUAAAUGAAGGAAGCAGUACUGUAAUGAAUCAGACACCACAAUUAGUUGAUAUCAUUGCUAUAUAUAUUCCUACUCCUGAAGAAAUGUCUUCACAUCCAUGCAGUGCAUUCAAUAAAUUUGGUCAUUGUUCACAUCUUUGUGUUGUUACAACAAUUAAUGAGAGUAUAUCUAGUGACUAUGAGUGCUCUUGUCCUUUAGGUUUAAUCAUGAGUGAACAACAAUGUGUUAGUGUGCCAGUCUGUGGUCCUGAACAAUUUAUAUGUAACACAUUAAGUGCUGAAUGCAUGCCCUUAAUAUGGCGUUGUGAUGGACAAACUGAUUGUCAAGAUGGAUCAGAUGAAAUAAAUUGUUCAGAGUGUAAUAGACAUCAAUUUAAAUGUCUUGAUGGUCACUGUAUAGACAAAAAUUGGGUAUGUGAUGGUACUAAACAGUGUGCAGAUGGCUCUGAUGAAUCUAGAUGCUGUGAAUUAGGAUCAUUAGCUAAUGAUCGCUUUCAAUGUAUUUCUAAUGGUUUAUGUAUAUUAGCCAAGGAGGUUUGUGAUGGUUGGAAGCAUUGUAUUGAUGGAUCAGAUGAAACAUUUUUGGCUUGUUCUCUAGUUAAAAAUUUAGGCCAUCAUAUUAAUUUAAAUUCUGAUAAAUCAUACAAAGGAACAUUAUUUUUUACAAUAAUCCUUUUCACCUUGAUUUUAAGUGCUUUGUUAAUUGUUAUUUAUCGGUGCACUAAAAGUGAUCCUGAGACUAUCACUAGUCCAACUAACAAUAACUUAGUGACAUAUACUGCUAUACCUGUACCAAGGCAAUUUUCUUCAAUAUCAGCUUACACUGCAAUGCAAAAUGGAACUCAUAUAGAAUUGAUUUCUCCUUCAAAUUGCAGUCCUCUAAAUCCACCACCUAGUCCAACAACUACAUUAACUAUGCCAACUAGUAGUUAUUUGAGAAGUAAUCAGUAUUUGCGAUACAAUGAACGUUAUGAACCACCAUGUCCUACAUUAUGUUCACAAACUGAUCUACCUACUGAUAUAUACGAUUCAGAUUUUGCAUUGCCUAUAGAACCAAGUCCACCACCACCUUCACCGAGGUCACAUUCUCCAUCAUCAAGCACAUAUUUCAGUCCUAACCCACCUCCACCAUCUCCUAAUAGUAGUCAAAAACACUGAUUACUAUUAGAAUGGUUGAAAUUAAGUAUUGAGAAUAUUAUAUAAUUUUUUUACUCUAAAUUGUUAUGUUUGUAAUUUUAAAUAAUAUUUUAACACAUUUUUGUUAACAGUAUGAUGUGAUAUGAAGUAGAAUAAUUUACGUACCUUAAUUGUGACUGAACAUAAAACUUUUGACAGGGUAGAUCAAAUUAUAGAACUAAUUUUAGUUUAUUGACUUGUGCAAUGUAUUUAUGAUACUCAUAUAAUUUGAAGACUUAGGUUUGAUAAGGGACUGGUGUGUUACUUAUUUUCCAAAAAAAUGUAGAUAAUAAUUUACUAGUUAUUUAUUAUUAUGCCAAUUAUAUGUAUUUGUAAAUUAAAAAAUAAAUUAUUUUAACAAAA
Messenger RNA from Daktulosphaira vitifoliae (grape phylloxera), 5596 nucleotides. It is a transcript of the gene arr, whose product is annotated as low-density lipoprotein receptor-related protein 6. Bases 509 to 5215 code for a protein of 1568 amino acids. Gene Ontology annotation, molecular function: protein binding. The transcript has 23 exons. The record is from RefSeq and is a predicted model, not a curated record. NCBI's taxonomy places the organism in Eukaryota, Metazoa, Arthropoda, Insecta, Hemiptera, Phylloxeridae.